UUGUGUAUCCUCUAUAAAUCACAUUUCUAGAAACUGCUCAUCUCUGGAAAAAUCACUCUCAUACCAGUAACGGACAGAUCGCGAUUUUGUUAAAUAUCAUUUCGAUGUUUCUCAUCAUUAUUUGCUAAUAUACGGAUCAACUCUUUGCCACGAGGAAUUAUCUGCUCUGCAAGGUGACGACCUGCGACUUAUAUCAUUGUCCAGCACGCCUACGCCGCUGGCGCGCUCGCCCGUAACUUAGUAUAUUUCAUUCUACGAUCUUAUUCGGUUAGUUGGCGUAUAGAAGAGACGUUAUUGUACAGAGUAAGCGUUAAUUUGUGUUUCAACUGGCAGCUGCCACCUUCAAAUCUUCUUAAGAACUCACCUGUGCACAAUAUAUUUUAGAACAAGGCAUCUGUUUGUUUCCCGAAACAUUAUCCGAAAUUACUGAGAAGUGAAGAACAAAGGAGAAGUAGAGAAAGGAGAUAAUAUUUUGAAAUAACAUAUGAAUUAGUAUUUUCAAUCCAACAUGGUAAAUCCGUCGGAAUAUAGCCAAAUGAACAUGUCACGGUAUUACAUACGGCCCUUAUUUGACGAGUUUGAAGAAGAAAUAAAAUGUAUGUCGGGAAAGUGUAUGGACAUUGGUUGUGGUCCCGGUGACACUACAAAAGAUAUUCUCCUACCCGCACUCGACGCAAAAGCGGUAGUCACUGGUACGGAUAUCUCGGAGAGUAUGAUUACACACGCCAAGAAAGUAUACGGUGAUGAGAUACGACUCAAUUUCGACAUACUUGAUAUUGAAACAAAAGAGCUGCCAAAAAAAUAUAUUUCUCAGUACGAUCACGCAUUCGCAUUUUAUGUUCUGCAUUGGUGCCAAGAUAUUCGACAAGCAAUUGAGAAUAUCUAUAAUUUACUUCGACCUGGCGGAACUGUAUUAGCACUAACAAUCGUGUCUCAGGACGUAUUUGAUGUCUUACACAAAUUGUCGCAAGAUGUACGCUACAAGUCAUAUAUAAAGCAUAUAAAUCAUUUCAUCCCGCCGUUUUACAACUCUCUUCAACCACAAAAAGAAUUAAAAACAUUGCUCAAAAGUAUUGGCUUUAAUGUACUUCACUGCAGUUAUCGUGAAAGAACAUACCUCGCUGAAGAUGCUCAACACAAAUUCUCACCUAUGGUGCUAUCUUUCCUGACGGAAUAUUUGAAAGACAUGCCCCACGAGCGAAUGGAACAAUUCAAAAAGGAUUUUUCACAGGAAAAUACAAGAAGAAGAGUUGUCUAUAAACGCACGCGCGGACAAGAUGAAAGGAUGGUGGCAGAUUUACAUGAAAUAUUAGUAUUUUAUGCACAAAAGAAUUAAUGAUAUAUCCUGGUAAAAAAUAUGCGUUUAUAUGCAGUGUCGUUGAUGUUCGUCUUUAUAUCAAAAUAAAGUACAUUUUAUUUACUCUUUACCAUUAUAAUUACCGCGCUACUCCACAAGCUACUUUAGUUAAGUUUAAAGUUGUGGAUUUAGUAAUGCUUUGAGAAUACGAAGACACCAUUCAAGUUUAUACGUUUAUCUUAUUUAGAAAUAACGUACUGAAGAAUUAUAAUUAUAAUAGGUAGAUGUAGUUUCAAUAAAUGAGUAUGUUGGCAUUAACAUAACAUGUACAUCGAUUGUAUAUUUGCAACCAGUACCAUUUUUCUACCGCAAAUAAACAAUAUAUCAAUCCAUAGUAAUAUGCAAAAUUAACAUUCUUUUGCUAAAGGUUAACAAAACGUAGGAUAAACAUGAGCAAUAAUUUGACAACGCAGCGUGGCGUAUAUAGUACACGCUU
Molecule: messenger RNA, 1793 nt
Organism: Harpegnathos saltator (Jerdon's jumping ant)
Lineage: Eukaryota; Metazoa; Arthropoda; Insecta; Hymenoptera; Formicidae
Product: juvenile hormone acid O-methyltransferase
Exons: 6
Coding region: 509-1336 (275 amino acids)
Source: RefSeq, a predicted model, not a curated record